Messenger RNA from Centropristis striata (black sea bass), 2678 nucleotides. It is a transcript of the gene tgfb5, whose product is annotated as transforming growth factor, beta 5. The record is from RefSeq and is a predicted model, not a curated record. Gene Ontology annotation, molecular function: type II transforming growth factor beta receptor binding; cytokine activity; type III transforming growth factor beta receptor binding. Bases 1143 to 2405 code for a protein of 420 amino acids. NCBI's taxonomy places the organism in Eukaryota, Metazoa, Chordata, Actinopteri, Perciformes, Serranidae. Gene Ontology annotation, biological process: transforming growth factor beta receptor signaling pathway; BMP signaling pathway; regulation of cell population proliferation. Gene Ontology annotation, cellular component: extracellular region. The transcript is spliced from 7 exons.
CUGAGCAUUUCUCCCGGAGGAUCUGCAGGAUAAUGGAGUCACAUCAUGCAGCAGGUCUCACUGUUUUCAGAAGAGCUUUCAGGCUGGAGCUCAUUUAGACCGGGGAUCUGUAAUUUACUUUAGAGUUUCCUCUCUUUUUUUAAAAAAAAAUCGUAGCACAAGGACUUCUUUCAUAUAUUUUUCUGCGUCAUGUGUUUUUAUGUCGUCUGACUUUUUCCGUGUUUUGAUGUUUAUAUGAGGGGGAUUAACAGGCCCACCAUGGUUUUCCCAACAUAAAUCAACAGUUUCUUACGUCUUAGUGCAGGCUGCCUUCUGUUUACUUAUAACGGGGAAUGAGAGAAGCUCAUUGGGUCUUUUUUAACUACGUUUUCUGGAAACGGGUAUGGGCCAGUUUUUUGCUCCACAAAUGGGUCUUUCGGAGGUGAACGCACGGGAGCCGUGCUGCUUCAGAUGAAGGUUUUUGUUUGGAGGAUUUGCGACAUGGGCUGAGCUCCUGAGGUGACUCUUCUCCUGAAAGCUGUUGAAUUAUCCGAGGAUGGACGACGCAAAACGGAGACGGAUAACAAUUAGCGAAUUAGUUACACUGUAAUUAAAUAUCUUCACCUUGACAGGCGGAAAGCGCGCACGGAACAACACCAGAGCUUUUGAGCGCACCGAAUUCAAGCGUCAGGCAAAUUUCCAAUCUCUAAAUGUGAGGAUUUUAUAGUAGAGUUUGGUGGUUGAGUGAUAUAAUUUGGCGUUUAGAAGUUUUUUUCCCUUUUAAAUGCAAUGACUUAAACUUUAAAUAUUAAAUGACAAUGCGUCUAUUUGCAUGUAGUGUUAAAAUAUGCAGGCGCAUGGAUGAACAAUGUAAAAUUACCUUAGCAGAAUAAAUGUAAAGUCAGCAGAUGUGGUUUUUCUUUCCACGGAAAGUGGUUUUGACCAAAAUAGCCUGUUAGAACUGGAUAUUGGAUUUGUUGGCCUUUAUAUUAUUCCAGUAGUUUGGAGGCAUUUUGUCUAACCCUCAGUUUAAACCACUUUACGCACUCAUUUCUUCAUUUUGGGGUUUUUGAGUCUUUUGAAGAUUUACUGACAAUAGUUUCAGCUAGAUUUCCUCCACGGCCGCCACGAGUGUCUCUCUCCCUCCGUCUCCUCACCGGACAAUGUGGCUACCCCGUCUCGCGCUGCUGCUGCUCCUGCUCCGGUUCUCCGGUGUGUUGCUGGUGGAGGGUUUCAACACGUGCCACUCCAUCAACCUGGACGCGCAGAAGUCCCGGCGCAUCGAGGCGGUCCGCGGGCAGAUCCUCAGCAAGCUCCGCAUCCGGAGCCCACCGGCGAAGGACGAGGACCCGCCGGCUGGCUCGGUGCCCCCGGAGGUCAUGCUGCUCUACAACAGCACGCGGGAGUUGCUGAAGGAGCGCGCGCGUCUGGCCGAGUCCACGUGCGAGCGCGAGAGCAGCGAGGAGGAUUAUUAUGCCAAAGAGGUGCAGAGGAUAGACAUGCUGCCGCCCCGCACCGACACAAAUGCGGUACAGCCAGCAGCCCCCAACCCCCAUUACAGAGUCGUCCACUUUGACGUCAGUGGAGUGGACCUGACCAACAGCACCCUGGUCAAGGCUGAGUUCAGGAUCUUCAGAGCUCCCAACCCGCAGGCCCGGGCCUCAGAGCAGAGAGUGGAGAUCUAUCAGCUGCUGAAGCCAGAUGAAGAGAGCACCUCCACUCAACGCUAUAUUGACUCUCGCACUGUUCAGCCGAAGGCGAAGGGAUCGUGGAUUUCUGUGGAGGUCACAGAAACCAUUAAAGACUGGAUUUCAGAUCCAGAGAAUAAUCUCGGCCUGAAGUUGGGCGUCCACUGUCCCUGCUGCACCUUCGUCCCGUCCACCAACAACAUUGUUCCGAACAAGAGUGAGGAGCUGGAGGCUCUCUUUGCAGGUGUCGACGAUGAGCAUCUUCGUCAGAUAAGAAAGCCCGGUCAGGUUAAAGGUCAGGCAGAUUUCACCACCAAGACGCCACACCUCAUCCUAACGGUGUUGCCCAGUGACAGAGUUGACAAUCCGGCCAAGAAAAACCGCAAGAAGAGGGCGGCCGCCACAGAAACCACAACCUGCUCCCGUGGUUCAGACCAGGGCUGCUGCCUGCGCUCACUCUACAUCGACUUCAGACGGGACCUCAACUGGAAGUGGAUCCACGAGCCCAAAGGUUACAAAGCCAACUUCUGUGCCGGCAACUGUCCUUACCUCUGGAGUGCCAACAACCACUAUAACAUGAUCCUGCCCCUGUACAACAAACUGAACCCUGAGGCCUCCGCCUCGCCAUGUUGCGUGCCUCAGGACCUGGAGCCCCUCACCAUAAUGUACUUCAUAGGCCGCACGCCACGUGUUGAGCAACUCUCCAAUAUGGUGGUCAAAACCUGCAAGUGCCGCUGAGUCCAGAGGAAGAGGUGAGGGAGGAGAAUGAUUACAGGACCAAAACUACAAACUGUUUCGCUCAGGGGGGGACGAGAGGACAGACGGACCCUUUGUUCAUUAAUCUUCGCUCUUUCAUCAGCUUUAGCAGACAUUUGAGAUGUUAUAUUUUUACUUAAAUACCCCAUUCUUUACAGGCAUGAAAACUUGUUCAUUCUCUGGAACUUUCCGUUUGAUAUAGGACACUGUAAAUAUGAUAACAUAGCUGUAUUAAACCUGUACCUGGAUAUUAAA